Laetiporus sulphureus 93-53 is the source of this 399-nucleotide messenger RNA. RefSeq lists its product as uncharacterized. The record is from RefSeq and is a predicted model, not a curated record. NCBI's taxonomy places the organism in Eukaryota, Fungi, Basidiomycota, Agaricomycetes, Polyporales, Laetiporaceae. Bases 1 to 399 code for a protein of 132 amino acids. The transcript is spliced from 3 exons.
AUGCGUCUCUUUGUCGGCAUUAAAACCAACUUUCAGCUCAAAAAGAAACAGGUUUCAUCCGAUGAAGUUGACUCUGGUCUCAACCAAGGGUGCACUUUCUUUGUGGAGGAAAAGGUGUACAAGGAUCACAUUCACACAUUCGGCACCAUUGUCAAAGAAGAAUCGAGCACAUGCAAUGACCACGAUGCAAUCAAACUCAUGAAUAUGAAGGGUGGUCAAGGCACUGCUAUGAGUGGCGUGAGGACAGUUGAGUGCAUGAGACAUGAUAUGAAGCAUUCGUGCUCCAUUGGUGAUUUGCAGAAGGGAGAAUGGUAUGUCAACAUGGACUACCUGUUCAUUAGCAGCAUGGACCAGAAUGCUCCAGUGGCCGUGAUUGCCUCAUACGACAUCACUUGUUAA